AUGAAGCGAAAAAGCGACGUCACGGCGGACACGGAGAGCGUGUUUGCCCGCUUGAAAUUGCAAUCCGGGAAGAAGGUCAAGUCCGUGCAAACGGACCGGGGCGGAGAGUACGUCAACGAGGGAAUGACGGCCCUCCUCGGAAAGAGAGGGACGGUGCAACGGACCACAGCGGGACAUUCUCCCAAACAAAACGGUUUGGCGAAGCGGUUGAACCGGACGCUCGAAGAAAGAGCGCACGCUUUGCUGGAGGACGCCGGGUUGAACCCGGAAGUGUGGGCGGAAGCGAUGGUCACGGCUAACUACACCCGGAACCGGUUGCGGGCUCGAGCGUGGACGGCAAGACCCCGGGCUAUCUCUACAAGGAAGGCCGGCACUCAGCCCGGUGCAAGGGCUAUUCCUACGGGAAAGGCUGGCACCGAGAGAGAGGAGGCUAAUUAUCCGCAGAGCGGAAGCGAGGAGAGCGGAUUGCCCAGGGGGGAUACGGAGUAUCCCGCGGACGAUGAGACGGCGGACUACGCGUAG
This is a messenger RNA of Klebsormidium nitens, 522 nucleotides long. NCBI's taxonomy places the organism in Eukaryota, Viridiplantae, Streptophyta, Klebsormidiophyceae, Klebsormidiales, Klebsormidiaceae. The record is from the annotation of a GenBank genome assembly.